Messenger RNA from Cladocopium goreaui, 1260 nucleotides. Lineage: Eukaryota; Dinophyceae; Suessiales; Symbiodiniaceae. The record is from the annotation of a GenBank genome assembly.
AUGUGGAACGCAAUGCUUCCAGACUACACCAUCCGGCUUGAGGAUCACUCCUUCGACAACCGCUACUGUAGCCUCUACGGGACUUGUUCGUCUGACGGGCGCUUUGCCUGGCUAGGAGAACAUCUUCGUGGGACUUUGGUGCGGACCUGUGGCGGAUUGUACCUCAAAGGCUUCAAGGACAUUGAACAACUGGCUGAGCAACUUUUUGAUUUGGUGGUCCAAGGCCCAGACUCUCCAGCGUCGCGAGCAGAUGUUUUGCUGUGUACACACCCUCCGUAUUCUUGCCGGCUCUUCAUGCCUUUCGUGGAACGGCUUGGGCUGCCCCUAUUGGGUUUCUUUGGAGGGACACUAGAGGCUCAUGUUCCUGAAGAGGGAAUUGAAGCUUGGCUGGAAGACUUUUACAUGAUGGCCAAAAACCCUUUGGUGCAAUUUGCGGCUAUCGCUCCUUUCCUAGCAGAAAAGAUGCGAUACCAAUCCGGUGCUGAGAUACCAGCUGUGCGCGGCUUUGGAUUUCAUGUGAUAGAGCAGGGUGGAACAUACAUGCCCAGGAGAUGGUCAGAAGUUCUUGUCUGGAAAGGGAGUAGUGAAUGCGAGGACAACAAGGAGGCAUUCAGUGAGCUCAUUGCUAGCGUCUCAAAGGCGGCAGAAGGUCCAGAAGGCACUCUUCAGUUUGUCCAUCUUCAUGCAUUGCGGAAGGCGGAUGGGGCUACUUAUUCGAGUAUCGCAUCUUUCCGAGCGGUGGUCUUUGUGCCAUACGAGGUGCUUCUGAUGACAUUCUACGAGCUCUACCAUGUUGCCAUACCGCUUUUUAUUCCCGUGAAGGAGCUUGCAGCUUUCUUCAUGUACCGUGGUCCUGUGACCUUUCCUCACUGCAACAUGGUGCGCCAUUCUGAGCCUGACAAAGAUGCAGGAUAUGGUUUGCAUCAUGGGGAAGAAAAGCAACCGGAAUAUCCAUACUCACCUUUUGACAGAGCGAAUGUCACUGCUAGGCUUGCAUGGAUCGAGGCGUACACAGACUGGUAUCUGUGGCCUCAUAUCGUGCAAUACAGCUCUGUAGCCAAUCUCGUGCAGAAACUCCAUUCGACAGAUUUUCAGGCUGUGAGUGCAGCCAUGCGAUCUGAAACUGAGAAAGCUGCAAGCAGCGCAUCACUUUUCUGGAGGGCGGCCUUUGAAAAGGUCCUCUCUGCAGCAGGGAGCAGUCCUCUACGUAGGGAUGGAUCAGAGGCACAGGCACGAAAGGAUGUUUCUCUUCUGAAGUGA